AUGGAAAGACAACCAAGCUCCGUGGAUGAUGCUGCCAGCUGGGUUGCCGAGUUUUUGCUCCGCAUCUCCUGUUCUGAGCAAGAGGUGGGCACAGCUAAGGAUUGCAUUCUCCAUGAAAAGAUCGAUCGAGAGGUGUUGGUCGAUAUGUCCGCAGAAGACAUUCAGAAUAAGAUGCACUUGAAGUUCGGAGACGCCAGAAAGCUGGAGAAGGACUGGCCUGGUUUUGGGAGGUUUCUAGGCAUUGAAGAGGUUCAAGAUGCGGUAAAACAACAGGAGCUGCAGUUGUUUAACCGCUUUUGGCAGCUGGUGCGUGAUGCUGAUGAGGCCCUACCUACCCAGGUGGCUGAAGCUGCUCAGGCGCCAGUGUCUGAAGAGCAAGUGCCCUCAGAGACUCCAGUGCCGCUGGAAAUUCCAGUGCCCCUUGUUGUUGCCCCGCCACUUCUUGUUCCCGGCUGGCGCCGCUGGCGCACACCACCAAUGUCACAGAAGAUGACUUGGAUGGUGGGCACCUUUUUCUUCCUGACUUGUGGCAUGGGUGUUGCAGUGUGGGAGAACCGCUGGCAGAAGGACUUGUGCAGUGAACUCCUCGCCUGUGGCAUGAAUGAGGGCCGAGAGGUUGCAGAGAUUUUCCAAACUUCACAAAGAUUUGAGAGGUUGCUCCGGCCGCCAAGACUCAUAGAUUCCAACUGGUUGAGGGCGAAGCUGAAGUUUGGUGGAGGAACAUCUUGCUUCGAGUCGAUCCCCCAGCACGUCAGCAAUUGCCUCCAGAAGGCAAACGGUGCCGUGCACUCUUGUGAGGACGAGGCCUGUGUCUUUGCUAUCAGUGAUGCUGUGAGGCAAGUGGAUGCAGCAAUCGGCGGCCAGAUGCUGGGUUACAAUGUCACUCGCAUUGAGGACUUGAAGCAAGAAGUUAUCCACAGCUUGUCCCACCAUGGCAAGCAGCUUCAUGAAAAGUUGGCUCGCGAGAUUUCCCCGGAGCAGAUGCCUGAUCUUGCAUGCAUUUUUGAUUCCCGGAGACGCUUGAAGACCUUCAUCGGCAAGGCGCAAAAUGCAAGUCUGAGUGCUCAGCUGGAGAAGCUUGUGCAAACGAUGAAGCUUGCGGAUGCACAUGCAACAGCCAAGAUGAACCUCACGGCGUCCAUCGACCAGCUGCUUGGGUCGAUCAAAUCAAUGGAAAACUCCGGAGAACUGCCACACUGGGAUCUGAAGUAUGUGUCUUCACUUUUGAACCAGGCACUGCAGCACUACAAGGAUCGUCCAGACUUGUCAGCGACAUAUCAUGAAUGGACCACACACUUGUGUUCAGGCCUUCAAGAGUUUGCAAGUGAGUUGGAGUCGUCUCAGCCAGCUGUAGCCUUCAUGUACAUGGCGACUGUGGACCACUUCAGCCGCCACCUAAAAGGGUGCCCUUGUGAAUAUGAAUAUGCAUUUGUAGAGGGAAAGAAUACCUUAAAUGCAUCCUUGCGAAGCAGAGAAGGUUUACGAGAAGUACGGAAUGCUCUUGAUAAACAGAGAUCUUGGUUCAACUUCACUUGGAUCAGCAAAGGAAGUGACGCCAGCAUCUUGGUUCGAUCCGUGGAGACUUACCUGGAGUCGGGCUUCUCGAAUUUGCGUCGAGAACUUGAAAGCUCUGAUCUCGAUCUUGUGGUGGCCUUCGAGAAUUUUGAGCCUUUCAGGAUGGCAGCUGCAGAGCUUGAAAGCCACUUGCAACAGGACUUGCUCAAACAGGUAACGAAGAUUUCCGAAGACAUGUGGAUGCGCUCUUUUGCGGCUCUUGAGGAUGUGGCUUCAGACAUCCAAGGUGGGUGUUCCUCAGCUGCCAUGCAAAGGCAGCUCGAGACUGACUUGGGAGAAGCCCGUCGCUGUAUCACAGGACUGGAAGAUCCAUUGAAGGCCUUGGUGCCGGUGAUUGACCCAGAUCUGCUCACCUUUCUGCAGCAAAAAAAGGGGCAACGAGUUCAGCGACGUAAUGACGACCUGAAUGAUGGGAAUUGGAUUGGGGUAACGGGUAACUAUUCCAAUAGCCCAACUUGUCAGGCUAGUGAAUAG
This is a messenger RNA of Cladocopium goreaui, 2049 nucleotides long. The record is from the annotation of a GenBank genome assembly. NCBI's taxonomy places the organism in Eukaryota, Dinophyceae, Suessiales, Symbiodiniaceae.